Aegilops tauschii subsp. strangulata is the source of this 3285-nucleotide messenger RNA. Its product is annotated as alpha-xylosidase 1. NCBI's taxonomy places the organism in Eukaryota, Viridiplantae, Streptophyta, Magnoliopsida, Poales, Poaceae. Gene Ontology annotation, molecular function: hydrolase activity, hydrolyzing O-glycosyl compounds; carbohydrate binding. The record is from RefSeq and is a predicted model, not a curated record. Gene Ontology annotation, biological process: carbohydrate metabolic process.
CACUCAUCACUCGACGCAUGCAGUGUACCGCCGCACACUGACAUCGCUCGCUCGCUCUCUCUCCCCUCAUUACUCGCAUCAUUACAGCUCCCUCUGUCUCACUCCCUAUCCGUCUCUGCUCCAUCUGACUCUCCCACAAUCCACACCUGCGACACGUCUCUGUGCGAGCGCAGUGUGCUCCGCCAGUGAGCGGGGAGUGGAAGGAGAAUCCGGCCGGCGGGACAAGCACGGACGGCCAGCAAUGCUCCCUCGCUCGCCUCCCCACCUCCUGCCAUGGCGGUCCCUUGUGCUCCUCUUCCUGGCCUUGGCGGUCAGCAGCAAUGGCGUUUCUGCGACCGCCAAGGCAAAGGCCAAGGCACCGGCGGCGCCGCCCAAGCCGGCCGGGUUCGGGUACAAGCUGGUGUCCCUGGUCCAGCGCCCCAACGGCGGCGGCCUCGUCGGCUGCCUCCAGGUGAAGCGCCGCUCCUCCACCUACGGCCCUGACAUCCCCCGCCUCAGGCUCUUCGUCAAGCACGAGACCAAGGACAGGGUGCGGGUGCAGAUAACGGACGCGGAGAAGCAGAGGUGGGAGGUCCCCUACGACCUGCUCCCGCGGGAGCCAUCCCCGCCCCUCGGGCCCGCCACCGCCGGCGGCGCCCCCUUCACCGCCGGCGAGUACCCGGGGCAGGACCUCGUCUUCACCUACGGCCGCGACCCGUUCUGGUUCGCCGUGCACCGCAAAUCCACCCGUCAAACCCUCUUCAACACCAGCCGCGCCCCGCUGGUGUUCAAGGACCAGUACCUGGAGGUGUCCACGCGGCUGCCCGGCGACGCCGCGCUCUACGGCCUCGGCGAGAACACGCAGCCCGGCGGCAUCAAGCUCCGGCCCAACGACCCCUACACGCUCUACACCACCGACGCCUCCGCCAUCAACCUCAACACCGACCUCUACGGCUCCCACCCGGUGUACGUCGACCUCCGGAACAUCGGCGGCCGCGGCGUCGCGCACGCCGUGCUGCUCCUCAACAGCAACGGAAUGGACGUGUUCUACACCGGCACCUCGCUGACUUACAAGGUCAUCGGCGGCCUCCUCGACUUCUACUUCUUCGCCGGGCCGACGCCGCUGGCCGUGGUGGACCAGUACACCGCCAUGAUCGGCCGCCCCGCGCCCAUGCCGUAUUGGGCAUUUGGGUUCCACCAAUGCAGGUGGGGAUACCAUAACCUUUCGGUGGUCGAGGAUGUCGUGGAGAACUACCGGAGCGCGCAGAUCCCCCUCGACGUGAUCUGGAACGACGACGACCAUAUGGACGCCAGGAAGGACUUCACGCUCAGCCCCGUCAACUACCCGCGCCCCAAGCUGCUGGCGUUCCUCAACAAGAUCCACGCGCGCGGGAUGAAGUACAUUGUCCUCAUCGACCCCGGCAUCAACGUGAACAGCACCUACGGCGUGUACCAGCGCGGCAUGGACCGCGACAUCUUCAUCAAGCUCGACGGGCAGCCAUACCUCGCCCAGGUCUGGCCCGGCCCCGUCUACUUCCCGGACUUCAUCAACCCGAACGGCGCCUCGUGGUGGAUCGACGAGGUGCGCCGGUUCCACGAGCUUGUCCCGGUGGACGGCCUCUGGAUCGACAUGAACGAGGCCUCCAACUUCUGCACCGGCAAAUGCACCAUCCCGACCACGCACCGGUGCCCGGACCCGACGUCGAAGGAGCCGUGGCUGUGCUGCCUGGACUGCAAGAACAUCACCAACACCAGGUGGGACGAGCCGCCGUACAAGAUCAACGCCUCCGGGAAGUCGGCCCGUCUCGGCUACAACACCAUCGCCACCAGCGCCGUGCACUACAAUGGCAUCCUGGAGUACAAUGCCCACAGCUUGUAUGGCUUCUCGCAGGCCAUCGCCACGCACAAGGGGCUGCAGAGCAUCCAGGGCAAGAGGCCGUUCAUCCUGACGCGGUCCACGUUCGUCGGCUCCGGCGCCUACGCCGCGCACUGGACCGGCGACAACAAGGGCACCUGGGAGGACCUCCGCUACUCCAUCUCGACAAUGCUCAACUUCGGCAUCUUCGGCAUGCCCAUGGUCGGCUCCGACAUCUGCGGCUUCUACCCGGCCAGCCCGCCGCCGCUGGAGGAGCUCUGCAGCCGGUGGAUCGAGCUCGGCGCCUUCUACCCCUUCUCCAGGGACCACGCCAACUUCGCCUCCCCGAGGCAGGAGCUGUACCAGUGGCAGUCCGUGGCGAGGUCGGCCCGGAACGCGCUCGGCAUGCGCUACAGGAUGCUCCCGUACCUCUACACGCUCAACUACCAGGCGCACCUCACCGGCGCUCCCGUGGCGCGCCCGCUCUUCUUCUCCUUCCCGGACUUCGCGCCGUGCUACGGCGUGAGCAGGCAGUUCCUCCUCGGCGCCGGCGUCAUGGUGUCCCCCGUCCUCGAGCAGGGCGCCAGCUCCGUGGACGCGGUGUUCCCGCCGGGCACGUGGUACAACCUGUUCGACACGAGCAAGGCGGUGGUGUCCACGGGCUCCGGCGCCGCCGUCAGGCUCCCGGCCCCGCUGAACGAGGUGAACGUGCACGUGCACCAGGGCACGGUCCUGCCGCUGCAGCGCGGCGGCACCAUCUCCCGUGACGCGCGCGCGACGCCGUUCACGCUGGUGGUCGCGUUCCCGCUGGGCGCGGAGGACGCGGACGCGGAGGGCGCCGUGUACGUGGACGACGACGAGCGGCCGGCCAUGGUUCUGGCGGAGGGGCAGGCGACAUACGCGCGGUUCCACGCGGCCGUGCGCGGCGGCAGGGAGGUGACGGUGCUGUCGGACGUGGCCCUGGGGAGCUACAGCAUGCACAAGGGGCUCGUCAUCGAGAAGAUCACCGUGCUGGGGCUACACGGCGCCGGCAAGGACCUCGCCAUCCAGGUCGACGGCGCGGACGACGCCACCGCCGUCGCCACGUCGAGCCCCUACUUCGCGGCCGCGGACGCCGCGCAGGUGCUGCGCCAAGGAGAAGAAGAGGACGCCGUGGAGGGUGAGAAGAGGGGCGUGACGAUGGAGGUGGGCGGGCUGGCGUUGCCGCUGGGGAAGAGCUUCACCAUGACGUGGAACAUGCACAUCGAAGCAUAGGUUAAUCGAGCUACAUUUGCCUGUGCUUCCAUCUGCAUGCCCGUUCUUCGUUUGAUUACUCGCGUAUCUAAUCUAGAGUCUAGUGGUUCCGUAACUUGUGUGGGGGUUGGUUACUUACCCUCGAACACCAUUUUCUGAACUCUGAUUCGCCAUUGAAGCUCACUCUUGCAGGGAACAAUAAAACUGCAUUUCGGCCA